UUUUCGGUUGGAGAUGCAUCGAAAGACGUGGCGCUAGUGUUCUCCGUCCCAUAGUAUAGUCAUAUAGUGUGACUUUGACUGUCAACCGUGGAUGUGGAAUGUUUUGUGUUGUGAGUGAAUGGUAGUUAUAGGAAUUGUUACAAUUUCGUUUGUCAUGUGAUUAUGUGUGCGUAUCGUCAGAUAAGCGAUUGUUGUGUGAUAGUUCUCUGAAACAAUACAACAGUGUGGAAUGGUUCCGGAGUGUCGGAGGCGUCUUCUCGAUUUGUGCGGUUGAGGAGAGUUCAGCACGAUGGGGAAGCUGUUAUCGAAGAUCUUCGGCAACAAGGAGAUGAGGAUAUUGAUGCUGGGACUCGACGCUGCUGGAAAGACUACUAUUUUAUAUAAAUUAAAAUUAGGUCAGUCAGUCACAACGAUACCUACGGUCGGUUUCAACGUGGAAACCGUCACGUAUAAGAAUGUCAAAUUCAAUGUCUGGGACGUCGGGGGGCAGGACAAAAUACGACCACUCUGGAGGCAUUAUUACACAGGCACUCAGGGUCUGAUAUUCGUGGUGGAUUGCGCGGACCGGGACCGCAUCGACGAGGCCCGUCAGGAGCUACACCGGAUCAUCAAUGACCGUGAGAUGCGCGACGCGAUCAUACUCAUCUUCGCCAACAAGCAGGACUUGCCUGAUGCGAUGAAACCGCACGAGAUCCAAGAGAAGCUCGGGCUGACGCGCAUCCGCGACCGCAACUGGUACGUGCAGCCGUCGUGCGCGACGUCGGGCGACGGGCUGUACGAGGGGCUCACGUGGCUCACCACCAACCACAAGUUAUGAGCUGCGGAGUAGGCGGCGCGCCCGCCCGCACUAGCACGGUGAAGAUUUCGAUGCCAUUUAUUAUAAGUAAGCUGCAUCCGUGCCUGUCGGAUCUAGAAAUUUCCACGUGAACCAGUGUCGAUUGGACUAUACGCGAGUGCACACUGUGGCAGUGAACCGACUAUAGACUUAAACUCUAGUUAGUCAUACAGUGAACUUAUUGUCACACAAAUGAUAAAUCAAUUAUUCCAUUAUUUAAAUGAAAAUUAGAGCUUUGUUGUAUCGAAA
Molecule: messenger RNA, 1084 nt
Organism: Melitaea cinxia (Glanville fritillary)
Lineage: Eukaryota; Metazoa; Arthropoda; Insecta; Lepidoptera; Nymphalidae
Gene: Arf51F
Product: ADP-ribosylation factor 6
Exons: 7
Coding region: 290-817 (175 amino acids)
Biological process (GO): vesicle-mediated transport; intracellular protein transport
Cellular component (GO): cytoplasm
Molecular function (GO): GTP binding; GTPase activity
Source: RefSeq, a predicted model, not a curated record